AGACGAUCGUCCCUUCAGGAUAUUCCCAAAAACAAAUCCCUAAACAGAUAGAGUUAGCGAAUCGUGAUUCGUGAUCAGUACGGUCGCUCGCUUGUGCGAUCUUCCAUCCACUGGUCGUCAAUCGAUCCGAUGCCGUCGUCUUCCAAGUCCACCGCCAGGAAGAAAAAAAAUUACCAGGAUGAUGACGACGAUGGAGUUCGGUUGCAGUACUACGCCGGCAGACGGUGCAAAUGCUGCCUAGAGCUUAACAGCAGGGAGAUCAAGCCACAGCCCGACGACGACGACUUUAUAACGCCCUCCGACGAUUUUAGGGGCGAUGAAUUUCUGAAGCUUCACGUCGUCCACUACCGCCGGAAGAUUUGGGAGACCGGGUGUUGGGACAUUGAUUGCCCGCCGAGAUACGGCGGCAUCGGCGGACAAGCUUACCCUGGAAAGCAUCUCUACGGCGACGAUAUGAAGACGGACGAGCUGCUUAACGACAUGGCUCAACACGUCGUCGAUACAUAUAACAAGGAGAAGGGCGGUAGGCUGGUGUUGGGUGGAGUGCGGAACGUAUCCGCGGAGGGCUGUAAUUGGAGGAACUUCUACAUAACUUUUAGCUGCCGCGAUGGUAGAGGUGCGCGUAAAAAGACGAAGAGGCGUUUGAAGACAUACAGAGCCGCCGUUUCCUGUCGCAUUUGGAGCUUCGGAAAGGAGAAACAAAUUUUGGUCUUCAGGGACCCUAGUGGGAAAGAUUUGCUGCCGCCGGAUCCCUUCUACGGGUUCUUCACUACGCCUUUCCGUCCUCGUCCUGAGUUAGCUGAUCGCGAAGAGGAAGCCGGAGGAGUUGUAGUUGGGAACUCAGAUGAUGAUGAAGGUGGCGUUGAGGAGGAGUUGUAGGUGGGAACUUAGAUUGCAGACAGUUCGUGAAUGUCAUUUUGGUUAUGGUUUUUCGUUUCUCUGACGGUAAUAAAUAUCUAACCUCUCAUCCGAUUCUCCACAAGUCUGAUUCUCUCCCAUCACCGAUAGUUAGUCUUCCUAGUCAAACUAUUGUAAUGGGAGAUGAAGCUGGUGUGAUGCAGUGGAAGAGGGUGGAGUGAGCGAUUGAGCUUUUUUGCUUGUCCGUGUUUAUUGGAUUACCGAUCAGGAUUGACUUUGACUUGUCGGAUUUAAUAAGAAGUAUGCUUAUUAUUUGUGGUA
This is a messenger RNA of Linum tenue, 1179 nucleotides long. Lineage: Eukaryota; Viridiplantae; Streptophyta; Magnoliopsida; Malpighiales; Linaceae. The record is from the annotation of a GenBank genome assembly.